CUUCGCCAGGUUAUCCAUCAUGAACAAACGCGUGCGCGCUCCAGAACGCGUCUCUGGGGUGAAACCCACUCUCGACCUCGGCGCACAAGAUACUAGUCAAUGAUGAAGACGGCUUCCUUGGGCAGCAACCGCACCCGCCUGUUGAUAAAGAGCCGGCUCCGAAAGUGCCGUCCGUGAGACGCGCUUUAGUUUCCGAUGAGCUCCCCGGUUUCCCGGGGAUGGUCGUCACCGGCCAUGCACGACUCAACGACGGUGAGACGGUUCUGAAGCUCACCCUAGGCAACGACAACGUCGACAACGACGAAAGAGCCUUCCUCGCUUGGGUCCCGGAACACACACUGCAGGCCAAGGAUGCUGAGGCGGUGUACCAGUACUGGGAGAGUCUUCCGGGUGGCAGGGACUACCAGCUGGGCUACAUGCAUCAAUGGGCUGCGAACCGUCGUCUGGGUCGCCACGAGCAGCACAACGUCAAGUGGGAGAUCUUCAGAGUCUUGAAAUUCAGAGUCCGCAAAAGAGAGACGGAGCUGCUAGUCCACUGGCAGGGGUACCGAGAAGAAGAGUCUAGCUGGGUUCUUGAACGCGAUCUCGACCAGCAAUCACCCGAAGCUGUCACUUCCUUUUGGAAACAGCACCUCAAAUCGGUCAAAGCGGCACCUUGGAAGAGGACGCGACGACGAUGACCAUGCUCCCGUCGGUCACGCAGAUUUUUAUGAAUGCAGUUUUGGUCUGCCACAGUCAUGUUCACGAAAUCACCAGGGGAGGAGUUGGGUUCUGUUACUCUUUAGCGUCACCGGGCACAGUGCUUCAUUAGUGAGCGUUUUGUAGUUGCCUAAUGCAUUUUUCGUUUUGUUGCCUGUCCAGGCGAGGGCUGUAAUAUCGGGAUAUCUGGCCACUAUCCCGACAGCAUAGCGCUAUAGAUGAUCAAGCUUUCAGAGUCGUUGGUUGAAAUGGGCACAUGAUAAUAUGACGUUUGUGCCAUCCAGUGUUGGCAUAACUGAUUGCUUACGGACAGCGCUGUAUUUAUUAAUAUAAAAGUUGUGCUGCUUGGCCCCUAGGACUUAGUGAGGCUGACGUUGCCUGUAACUUGUUGGGUUGUAACACUAUCAUUUUCAGCUAUCCCUCUAGAAGCCUCUAAAGCUAUUCUAAAACUCC
Molecule: messenger RNA, 1152 nt
Organism: Colletotrichum navitas
Lineage: Eukaryota; Fungi; Ascomycota; Sordariomycetes; Glomerellales; Glomerellaceae
Product: chromo domain-containing protein
Exons: 2
Coding region: 219-680 (153 amino acids)
Source: RefSeq, a predicted model, not a curated record